Messenger RNA from Manduca sexta (tobacco hornworm), 5746 nucleotides. RefSeq lists its product as uncharacterized. Gene Ontology annotation, biological process: cell differentiation. The coding region runs from base 305 to 5371 and encodes 1688 amino acids. Lineage: Eukaryota; Metazoa; Arthropoda; Insecta; Lepidoptera; Sphingidae. The record is from RefSeq and is a predicted model, not a curated record. The transcript has 7 exons.
AGUGGGAGUUAUUGCGCGUUGUAUUCCGAUUAUGGCGGGAUUACGUGAACGUAAAAAGUUUUUAUGAAACUUUUGUAAAUUAAUCUAUGAACUAAUACUUACUUGAAUAAUAUUUAAACGCAACAAAAAUUUCUCAGGGUUACAUUAACGAUAAAUAAGUGAAAGUUCACCGGUCAGGAUGUCAGUUAAUUCAAAGUGGCGGUUACCUGACGUUUUUUGUGUUGGUGUUUUGAAUGGAUGUCGGAAUUACGUUUAAUUCGCAGCGCGGGAAUGGGUGUGUAAGUGUAUUGAGACUGUUAUCGAGAUGCCUUUCGUGCAGCGUGUGGUGGAACCUAAGUUUUUGUCGCGGACAAGUUUACGGGAUGAAGAAGGGAAGCCCAAAAUUACGGACGAGGAGUUACAAGCUGUUACAAACUGCACCCUCAGCAAUGCCUUGAGACAGCUCGCAUCCCUCGUGCUCCUAGCCGAGGAUAUAUUCAGCGAGCUGACGGCGCAACUGCAGGAAAUAACAGAGCGGUCGAAAACGGCGCAAACUAAAAUCGAAAAAAUUAACGAGAUAGUCGAAAAGUAUGAUCCGAAGAAGGUGCCAGUCCCGGAAGGAAGCCUGUCAGACUUUGCUCUCCGCAAAGUCCAAUACACGGCAAGCAAUCCAGUAAAAAAGGGCCUGUUCACACCUGACACGAGACCACCAAGUUUACGCAAGCUUUAUGAGAAGGCGACGACCGACCGACUCUCCGCGUCCAUAUUGGAACAGCUUCGAAGAGAUUCCCAACAUUCACCAUACCUGUUAUGCACACCUGUGCUGAGCACCAGGCGGCGAAGGGUCUAUCAUAAGAUCGACGUCGAAAUCGAGACUCGUAUUCCAUCGGUAGUAGAACAGCUCCGAAAAUGGACGUCGAAAGAGGCAGUGGGAGAAGUGACGGCGCUACCCGACGCAUCUAUGAGGAUAGCUAGCAGCGUUACUCUAACGCCAGACGAGCUAUCAGAAUGCGGCUCGGGUGAUGAAGAGCCGAUCGAUCACAAACUGCCCAGCCCCGAGGAACAACUUCGAGUCAUCGCUUCCAAAUUUCCUCCGGAAGUCGUUGCGAUCGACACAUCUGGCAAGUUCUUCGAUAGAAUGUGCAGUUCACGGAAGUCGCUCCACAUAGAGAACGGACCUGGUGAGACGGACACCGUGAAGCGACGGACACGCACUAGAAAACCUCGGGGUAAAAGACGAAACACCAUUUCGGGCACUGAUCAGAAAGAGCUUAGAGAGGCUAUAGCUGGCGAUACAUCAAAUGCUGUGGCUUCUGAAGAAAUUGAAGAUAACAACACUGUUAUGAGAUCGCGCUCUAGCGACUUGCUUAAGAAAAGUCCAAUUGACCCUGUGAUCAAGAAGGGACACUUCAAUUCAUUGAAACAAUGGGGGAAAAAUAGAUUUAAAAUUAUCGCUAGAUCACCCAGUGCCAGUAGGGAUAGCUUUAAAGACUCUAAAGCGGAAAAAUCUAAAGAUUCUAUUUCGCCUAUUAAACAAGAUGAAAACCAGGUUCAGGAAACCGUCACAAUACGCAAAAAACGAGAAGGUAGUGAAGACCGAAGGUCACAUCAAAGAUGCGCUUCUUACUCAUCUUCAGAAAAGAGUAUAGGAGUUCCUACCAGCGUACCUGCCACAGCAACUAUAAAUAGCGGGGUGAAACUUAGAGGGACAUCUGUCCAACGGAGACUAAGAAGGUCCGGCAUUGGUAAGGAUGAGCCGCACUCUUCAAGCGGUAAUUGGUCAGCAAGUUCAGAAUCUGGACGCACUAGUAUAGGUUCUGAAAUAACUACCACUACCGUACCGCCUAAAAGUACCACAUCUGCAGCAACAUCUAACAAUUCACUCAAUGCACACCAUGGGCCACCGAGCUCCAUCAUUAGUCGAAGACGAUUCCUCAAUACGUCUGGUUCUGGCAGCGUAACUAGCGAAGGUACCCUCACGCCCGAUAUAAUAAACGACAUGCACGAAGAUUUAGAAACCAGCUCUGAAUUUUCUUGUGAUACAGAAGGAUAUUACACAUCAUUCCAUAUGGACUCUGGUUUAAAGACCUUAAAGGAAGAGGACGUUAUUCCUAGUACUCCAAUGCAUACGAGUAAUGCUCUAUCCAAUUCGUCCAAUAGCCAAACUUUAACUGCGGAGAAUGAAUACGAACUAUUUGGCAAAGGUUCAACUAGUACAACUACUAGUUCUGCCGGAACUGUUUGCACGACAUUAAUGGCAGCCGGCAGUGAUAGAUCUUUAGUAAUAGGGCCUACCGUUCCUGAAAGAAAGAGUUCUUUGACAAAAAUGAAUAGAAAUCGAAAUAAUAACGUACAUAGCGGGAAUGCUAGCAUAGAUAGAAAUAUAACAUCCUCUUUUACAAGUUCUCCGUUCAGUAAAGUAAGGUAUAACUCUCUUCGGCCAUAUUCAGAUAAAAAACCUACUAAUCAUGCGACUUCUGAAAUAAACGAAAUAGUUCCAACAAUUACCAUAACGAAAAACGUUGGCAGUGAAAUAACAGCUGUUGCUGACGUUCAUACGGAGACUGAACUUGAAAGUGCAAAGAAAAGUACAGGAACCAAUUCUCCAGAUUCCGGGCAUAACACGUCUAGUUCACCUAUCGAAGAUUCGGUGUCUAGUGCCCACGGAAAGAAUAGCCUCUCGGAACAGGAUUAUUCUGAAUCAUCCGAUCUAGAAGGUACUGAAAGAAUUGAAAGGAUAAGGUACAAAACUACAAUAAAUAGCUCGAGAAUCCCGUCCAUGUGCGUUAUAACGCCAACUAAUUCAGAUGAUGAAAGCGAAAUUAGUAAUAAAGAUACUGAAACUAUACAAAAACUAAAUAAUGAAAAAACUCACGCAAGUCAAAUUGUAAAAUCAGCCAGUAGACCUAAAUUAGACUUACCUGUUGAAGAAAAACAUAAAGAAACUAAAGUACCAAGUGAAGGUACUAAGACAACUAGUAAAUUAACAAAUCAUAUGAACGCGAAGACUAGACAACCAUUUAAUAAUUUAAUGUGUAAAUUAAAAGGUGUUCUUCCAAACAAGUUAUCCAAUAAAAAAUCACCAGUUACUAAAGAACCUGAUUUUUGUGACGAUUUUUAUGACACGGGUGACUACGUGACGAUAGCCGAUGUUAAAAAUAAUAAUCAAAAACUAAGUCUUAAUAGUGGUAUUUAUGGCAAUAAUGAUAUUGUCAAAAAGAAUUUACAAACGGUGCUCUCGGGUAAACUUCCUGAAACAGAAUAUGUAUCACUCAACGAGUUGCCCAAUUAUUUGAAUGAUGGCAAAGACUACUUAGAGCAUGCUUUCGAAAACAAACCAUCGACAGCAAUGGAAGAAAUUCAAAGGAAAGGCGCAAAAGUCACUUUGGAUUCGCAAGGGCAAGUAAUAUACUCUUCAGAUACAUUGAAGCGUAGAAAAGGAGCACACACUACAUUCGAACCUGGUCCUUUCGUACAGGAAAUUAGUCCAACUACUACUGUUAUUCAGAGGGAAACAGCGGAUAUUGUUAAAGUUAUAGAUGAAACCGAUUUCCCUUAUGAACCAGUGCCGCCUUCAAGUAAACCUACAUCACCGCAAUUAGGGAAAAUGAUUAUUAAAGCACCAAUUGAGCCCGACGGUCCUAUUACUACAGAAUUCGUUACUCUACCGCCACCUAAACCCAGUACAAUUAUAACUGCUACACCAGUCACUGAAACACCAGUCACCAACAUUCAGCAACCACCUAAAACCACUAAACCAGAACACGAUUUACCGCGAAUAGUAGACGCAAUUACAAGAACUGGGGCGUAUGUACAUAUACAUGAUGCAGAGGGUGUCAGCCUAUCUCCGACGAAAGACGAUUCAGCAGACUAUCGACAUUCCAGUGCUGACAAACCCUAUUUGAAUGCACCGCAAAGCCUAGUUCAAGAUAAGGGACCAAUUGUCGACUUGAAUGCGAUUAACCCAACGCUGCAUCGAUACCACACUGCUCACCUACGCGGCAGACAUGGCGUUAUUAAUUAUGAUAAUUCAAAUGGCAAUGUACAAAACGAACAGAAAUUCUGGACACUACCAAAGCGCUCUGCAGAAUCUAUUUCCACUCGACCUUGGUCUGAAAAGGCGAGCAGUGAUCGGACAAACACUAGUACAGAAAUACAUAUAAUACCAGAAAGGUCACAAAAACCAAAGGAUCAGUUAAUUAAAGCGUCGCCAAUAGAUAUAAGAACAACCGGAACUUUUAAAUCAUCGACUCCGUCCAAUAAAGAAAAUAUAGCAGAUCUAAGUUGUAAAAUGUUGUCGCCCGUCAAGUCAUCUAUGACCAAUGAUGAACUUUAUGCUGUUAUACAUAAAAGCAAAAAGAAACUUAAUAUACGGGAAACUCCAGAAAGAGCAGAGUCUCCUGCUUUGUCUACGAUAAGUUUAUCCCCAGUUAAUUCUGAAUCAUCCUUGUACAUUAAAGGCACCCAAAGAUAUCCUGAAACAGGCUAUCUCGGCGAUCCGAGGACAAGAAUGAGUUGGUCACCUGCAGACAAACAGUCUUACCCAAUCACACCAGGAUAUGGUUUUGGAACCCAGAAGCAAGAAACAACGUGCGCUGACAGAUAUGGGCCGAUAGCACAAACUUCGCGACUAGAUUUCAAAAAACUUUUGUUGCAGCAUAGUGUUAAACUCAACACGUUGCAGCCUCAAAACAAGUCUACAAAACUUUCGGCGGUAGAACAACUUAAACUGUCCAAGGAAAAGCCUCAAAACCAAUCCAUACAAAUCGCAAAUAGGUCACAAAUUAAUAUUCUAGAUCUUAGUGGUUCUCCAAAAACAUAUACAUCUCGAAAAGUUAUGAAACCUAAUGUUCAGCCAGCUUCACCAGGAAGAUCAGGUGCACUAAUAAAGGAUCAUAAAAAUGCACCAAAAAUAUUAUUGUCACCCAAAUCACAAUGGAGGUUUUCCAGCCCUAGAUCUGAUGUUUUAUCCACCCCUAUACCUGAAGCUUACAAUGAAGACGAAAACUCUAAUAGUUCCGGUGAGAGAAAUGACAUUUCUGUUACCAGCCCACCGCCUAAAACAGUUCCUAUUGUGACUAAUCAACAUUUUGGAGCGCGAAGAAACUUGAUACCGAUUAAUGAAAGUAAUUUAGAAAUGUUAAAUGAGUUUCCAGAAUCUGUAGACCAAGGAGUAUUCCCAUUAAACUCCGAUUUUAACAAAUCGCAUGGGCUAUCAAGGACUGAAAUAAUGCAAGCAAAGCGAGCUGAAUUCUUCAACAGCCCUCCCGAUCAGUCGCCCCCGAAAUUAACUUCUUUCAAAAGUCCAUCCUCGGGUCCGUCUAACGUUAGAAGUAAAAUCUCACCAGAGAAAGGAAAAGUCUCACCCACCACGUUAGAAACUGCAUUAUAACACAUGGCAAGUCAAGAUAUAAAAGCGGUGCUUUCAAAUUACUGAUGAAUACAGAUUUUUUAAAUGAGGCAAUGAAAUUGAUAGAAGCUUUAAUCUAGUCUUUUCUUGCUAGCAAUGCCACUUUUGCAGGCACUUGCAUUUUGAAAACAGUGUUGCACUUGAUGUAAAUGCAUUUGAGCUCAAAAUUCCUUUUUUAUUGCUCUCUGGGGCCAAUUUUGUUUUCUGUAUUGAUUAUUCUACAACUACUCGGUUAUAAAACUUAGUACGUAAGUUAUUUAUUGACUACAUUAUAGGUAGUGUAAGUAGUGUUUUGAAACUUUUUCAAAGUUUUUAAGUUAUUCUAAAUACAAUUUAAUUAAAACGUGUUGAAUAAUA